AUGUUAUCUAUGAGCAGUGGUAGGAUGAUGCUGGUACGAAAAUUGCUAUCUUGGGGUACCUAUUCAACAGGUAUAUAUAAUAGGAAGCUUUUUGUGGGCGUGCGGCAAUUUUGUGGUAGUGGUGUCAAGCCUCUUGCCAGGAACGUCAAGUUGGAACACGAACAGUGGAAGGCGAAGGUAGUAGGUUCCAAUUCGAAAACGAAGCCGUCGAGACAGGAGCGCAUUGAUCGGGCGAAUAUGCGUAAUCGAAGCAAGCUUCAGGACGUUGAUAAUGAGUUUGGGAUUUUCAAUGCAGGUGUAACGAAAGUGCUAGAUUUGGGGUUUGUGCCGGGAAACUGGAGUGAAUUUGCCCGUUAUAGACUAUGUCAGGUACAUGGGGUUGACGAGGAUAAAUUUCAUGAGAAGUGCCAUAUAUUAGGGUUUGACAUCCUAUUUGGUACCCCGCCGUUAGGCGUUUCCUCCAUGCAAGGUAAUAUCUUCUCUAAGUCGGCCCACGAUCUUAUAUUGAUGCAUUUUAAAGAUAUUGCGUUGCGGAAGACAGUUGAGCCAAAAAAUAUGAAUGACGACGGAAUGGAUGAGUUUCAACAAUCGUACUAUUUCAAAGAACAAAGUGAAUCAUUGAUUGAACAACAGGUGAGUGACUUAUCGGAAGAUUUUGAUAAGUUGACUGUCACAAAGAACGAUAAGGAUAAGGAAAUUGACUAUAAACCUGACUUGAUUCUUUCCGAUUUGUCUGCCCCAUUCAUGCAAGAAAAAGGAUUUUUUAACAAUACGAAUACAAAGCCUUAUUUGCGAACAGCGGGUAAUCCAAUACUAAGCAGGACCAUAACGGAUGAAGAGAAGGCUGCGAUAGACUCAGCGGAUGCAGCAUUGAUUUUAGCCUGUGAUGUGUUAAAGAAAGGGGGGACCCUAGUACUAAGACUUGCAAAGGUUGAUCCUGAUGAUGCGGAAAUUGCUCUCUUACAUAGUAGACUUGACAAGGUUUUUAGUCAUGUCUACAAAUGGAAUAGAAAUAGCGUAUUUGACGAACAAAAUUAUGUACCACAAGACAGGUUCUAUGUCUGUUUGGAUAAAAUUGAUGAUGUGUGUGAUAAAAAGCAGGUAUUUAUGAUUUAA
Molecule: messenger RNA, 1116 nt
Organism: Debaryomyces tyrocola
Lineage: Eukaryota; Fungi; Ascomycota; Pichiomycetes; Serinales; Debaryomycetaceae
Source: the annotation of a GenBank genome assembly